Molecule: messenger RNA, 5524 nt
Organism: Rhipicephalus sanguineus (brown dog tick)
Lineage: Eukaryota; Metazoa; Arthropoda; Arachnida; Ixodida; Ixodidae
Exons: 20
Coding region: 1-4635 (1544 amino acids)
Cellular component (GO): membrane; cytosol
Molecular function (GO): RNA binding; SH3 domain binding
Source: RefSeq, a predicted model, not a curated record
AUGGCUUUCACCGUCAUCUUAACAUGCAACAAGGGACCCUGUGAUUUUCUUGUUCCAUCAGUAGCUUGCACUCAACUUCACCACAAGCUUUAUUUUCAGGAGCCAAAGGAGCGCUCAAGAAGGGAGCCAUCUGCUGAAUCUAGAGGCAAGCCAAGCAAGAGGGCGACCAUCGGUCGGAGCAGGAGCGAUUCAUCGCACCGUCGAAAAUCGACAGACUAUUCCGACAGCCCUUGCUCCAAGGACGACUCCUUCGAGGCCGACUCGCUUCCGGGAGAAGAGUACGUGGACGACGACGAAAUGAACAGGAACUGGAACGGGCCCCCACGUUUCCCGAUGGCCCCAUACAACCGAGGUGCCUCCUUCGGGGGCUACCGCGGACGGGGCAUGUAUUCGUGGAAUAGACCCCCUCCUCCACUACAGCCGCCGUACAACCGGUACGAUGGUCCCAGGUCAUCCUUCAAUACGUACGGCCAGCAUCCGCCGGCCGGUGGCCACCCACCGUGGAGCAACGACGACUACGACUGCAGCUUCGAGCCAUAUGGAAAUGGCGGGUGGCAAGGCGGCAGCAAUCGUUGGAAUUGGGACGCCCGCAAAGACACGUGGCAAGGCAACGACGGUGCUAGCAGGGACGAUGGUCAUAGAGACGACGGUCAUAGAGAUGACAGUCGUAGGGACGAUGGUCGUAGGGACGAUAGUCGCAGGGACAACGCUCACAGGGACGAUGGUCGCAGAGACGGCGGUCGCAAGUCGCGUCACCAAUCGCCAGAAAGCGCACCAGGGACAGGUAGUCGCGGCGAGCGUACUGCCACUCGAGACAACAGGGAACAAGGUGGAGAGAAAGUAUCAGCUCGCAGCAGCGGCAGUUUAUCUAAAUUGCACAUUUCCAACGAAAAACCCUCUCCGGCCAGGUCAAGCACUGCAGUGAGUGCCAGGUUGAGGUCGAGUACUGCGGCAGCUAUCAGUGUGCACAUCAGCAACAGAGAGUCACCACUGUCAACAAGGUCUCUGAAAUCGACGGUCGCAGGAACGACGGUGGCCGUUUCGUCAAAGGAACCGGCUGCUCGGAGAGGCGAAAGCGGUGUGAAGAGCGACUCGUCGUGCCAGUCUCAGAAGAAGGAUUCAACGGUGCAGGAGCCAAGUAAAAUCAUUAGGAUCCUAAAGAAACCAUCACCCCAGGCACACUCCGUCAAGUGUGCCUCAUGGAAGGGGCAGCACUUUGCCCUCAGCGGUUCUCAGCAAGGCCACGGUGGAAGUGAAGAAGGAGCCCGUCGAGGACGUGGGAAGCUCAGGCAGAAGCCACCGCAGCAGCAGUCGUCGUCUUCCUCUAAUAGGAACCACCUCAUAUUCGUCUCCUCCGAAGAGGACGACACAGACGCUCACGGCAAGGAAACGUCGAAUCGACAGGCAAGACGGGAUGAUAACACAUCGACGACCGAGAAGGCGGUGCCGAGGGCGAGGCAGAUCGUACCAGUGUUGUCUUCCAGCCCGGAGAGGGGUGACGCUCAGGCAAAGAGGACGUUGAUGAGCCCUAAGCUUGGACCGCUUUCGACCAAAGACGUGUACCGCAGAGAUGUGCUGGACAAGCUGGUGAACUUUCCGUCGUCGCCGCAGGUGCAGGCACAGCUCAACAAGUGGAUGAUGGAAAUGCAGAAGUCACAAAGGUCGGUGAUGCCGCGGAAGACGAUGAAGCUGUGCACGACACAAGCCCGCCUGGGGCAGGACGAUGACCCCUUGCUGGGCAGCAUACCCAGCAUCAACUUCGACGUGCUCGUCAGGCAGGUUGAGUCGUGCGAGCUGCCCGAGGAGAUGCUCAAGAGCCUGAUGCACGCUCUCAACACUGAUGCGGAGCAGCCUCACUCGACCGCAGGUGAAGUGCCGCCGCCAAUCGCGACGGGCCUCGGCUCGAAAGGGAGCGGUAGUCAGCGCGCAACGCCGGAGUUGAGGUCAAGUCCACUGUCCACGACGCCCUCGGGCAGCAGCAGCGUGGCUGCGAGGUCUCCCGCCACAAAGGCGAGUACGGCCCUCGCGAAGAGCUCAAGCGCAGCUGAGAGCCCCAGUGCGAAGAGUGCUUCGGGCAAGUCCGUAAAGUCUGCGGCGGCACCGAGCUCAACCGGCACUUCGUCUUCGGAGGAUGAAUGUGUAGUGGUUCCAGCGCCGAAGAAAAAAGUGGUGCCCGUGGUGAUAGACUCUGACGAGCAUAACCCUACAGAUGAGGAGGACAACAGGCCGAGCACAACAACACCAACAGUGAAGGUGUUGGAAGGAAAGGCUACACCACCAUCACCAGCACCACCACAGUCUGCUCAGUUGUCAUCGCCACCACCGGCACAGCAACGCAGUAAGCAGGUGCGCAGGGUUCAGAAGCCUGCUCGGAGAAAAGGCAGGAAACCUUCCGGGAGUGCGGACAGCACCCUCGUCGAUGGCGCCGCGGCGUCACCAACGCCUUUACCGCCUGUCGAGCCGAGCAGCGACGAAACUGCCGCGGCAGAAUUCCCGCGGGAGUCCAAGAGGCCACCGUCGAGGUCGAAGAGCGCCACUCCCACCACUUCCAACAGCUGCACUGCCUCCACGCCCGCCGUCUCGUCAUCGGGAGCCACGUCGAUCAGCUGCGUCAGACGUCGUUCACAGGCGUCAGUUUCGCCAUCCACAUUUCCGGAGGCUCCGUGGGAGCAGCCCGCGUCGGGGCGCUCGCCGCUGCCAAGUGUCGCACCCACGCCAUCACCACCACUGGAAACAGUUAUCACGAAAAUGGAGCCGCCCCCAACGCCACCGCCUGCUGCCACACCGCCAGACGACACGGUGCCACUGAAUUCUAUUCCACUGGGUGCCAUGCCAUCUGGUGCCGUGCCGUCGGGUACCAUGCCAACGGACACCAAGCCGCCCGUGCAAGUGGCCAUGAAGAGCCUGGUCAACGACCUGGCGCAGCGAUGCCAGCUGGAGGACACCAUCCGCCAGGAACUUGCGCAUGUCGAGCAGGGCAUUGCCUCCGCACUCGCCUCAUUGGAGGAGCUGAAGAAGAGGAAAGAGGAGCUGGUUGCAAGGGAAGCCCAAGUUAGGAAAGAAAGGCUGGAAAUACUGCAGUGUCUUCAAGGGGCUGCAUCAGCUUUGCCUGGUGACGGCCAACCCCUGCUGCACUUCACACUGCCAGCGCAGAGCGCCGCAGCCAUGGAGAUGUUCUCCUCCUUUGGCACCAGUGGCAGCGACGUGAUGUUUGGGGUCUCGCAGGUACCACCACCAGGUGGCACUCCUCCGGUCAUCGCAGGACAGGCGGGAGGGUCAUUUUCUCAAGGACCCACCCCCUCAGCUGCAGAGAUCGCCCAGCUCUUGCUGCCGCACCUCCAGCAGUUUGGCACGGACAUCGAUAUCAACAAACUGUCCACGUCGCUGGGUCAGAGUGGCUUGUCGAUGCCCACCAUGUCACCCGAAGUGAGCGGCGGGCCGUCGUCAAGACGAGCCACAGCGAAGCGGAAAACAGCGAGGGACGGAGAGCCAACCAUGAGGAAAAGAACAAGGACAACGAAGACAGAGGCAGAUGGAGAAGCUGAGGAGUCACAGCUGGAUCAGAUUCCUCCUUGCCAAGAAAUUUCAGCGCACGACUCGCCCGUUGUGGCGCUCAAGCUGGUCGGGCAUUACGUCUAUUCCUGUUCCAACGACUGUUCUGCUCGUCGUCACAACCUCCUGGAUUCCAGCCAGUGUGUCAUAUACCUGGGAAGCACCAAGACGGUGAAUGCAAUCGAAGUGCACAACAGUAAGAACCAGCCUACGGUGCUGUACACUGCUUCGCUCGACGGGCUCCUUCGGUCGUACGACCCUGAGACGGGGGAAUGCACAAACACCUUCGACGCGGAGGCACCAAUCAUCUGCACUGCACUAGCGUGGGGUAAAAUAUACCUUGGCCUCCAGACGGGACACGUUGCUGUCUUCAACCUCAAGAGUCAGAAGUUACAAGACAACUUCUUUUGCUCCAACACCUCUCUGAGCCGCAUCACAACUUCAACCGAAGGAGCCCAGAAGCUUCUGUGCACGAUCUCGUUUGACGGCGGCAUCACGGUCCGUGACCCAUCGACCGGUCUCCUCUUCCGGUGCCUCGAGGGAGUCGUGCAGCCUCCGUGCUACAUCUCCGUCAACAACGGCACGGUCUACACAUCUUCGACGGACCGCACGAUACGCAUCCACGAGCUUCGGACGGGAAUCCUCCAGAAGGUGUACGAAUGCCGGAGUGCCGCCACAGGUCUGCGUUUCCACAAAGGCCUCAUCGUGUGCUGCUCCUUUGACGGCCUCAUACGCUGCUACAGGGCCAAGGACUUCUCGUGCGAAGUGGUCUACUAUGGUGCAGGCAAGAACAUGGUUAUGAGCAUGGACGUCUGUGGCCCGCUGAUUGCCACUGGCAACCGCAAGGGCAAGAUUGAAGUGGUCAAGUUUGAUAAGUCAAGCCUACAGACCUGCGAGAUUCGUUCGUGCAACCUAAAGUUCGCACGGGAGGAAGACUUGGUGCACCACCUCAAGCGCGAGCACAUCGGUCUCGGAGCAAAGGGCGCCAUGACGUGCCCGUGGAACCAGUGCCAGAUGAGCUUUUCGGGACCCAACUGCAACAAGGACUUCGAGAAACACCUGAUGGACCACGCUUGCACGUGACGAUGCCCACUGGCCGUCACCUGUUGACAUUUUUUCCCCGGCCCUCUUCAGUACAAUCGUGUGUCGAGGAACAUUUUUUUCUCGUCGCAAGCCCGAGCUUUGGGGCCGUGGAUCGUUAGUCACAUGGGCGUCGUAACGUUGUCGUGCUCGUCUUCGUAUGAUGUUGCUGUGUAUAUGUGCCUUGUACAUAACGCCUUUCAUAUAAUUGCUUACCAAAGUCAUAACGAUGAAACUGGUCGACGUGAGUGUACAUAAACGUGUUUUUGUAACGCAAGCUCAACACCGCGGCAAGCUCUAGCCAACUUCCUAAGAUGCCAUCUUGUCAGUACUCAUUGUCUCAUGCCAUCGUUUUUUUUUUUUCAUCCUCGUGUUUGUUAGUUUCUCGAACUUAUUUACGUUUGAACAAAAGCGCCACCUAGGUGCCUUGUGUGUGCUGAUGUGUACGCAAAGACCCGCUAGUGUCGUAUCACUUUGUGUUCGGUUGCUCAUUGUUUCGGGGUUCCAAGUUUUUGACCCUUGUCUCAUUGUUGCUGCCUGGCUGUUUGUUUCUUAUUUCCUUUGUUACAUUGUUUUGUGUUUGUUUUCUGCUUUAAUUUUGAUAUGCCAAGAUUUGCAGGGUUGUUUUUUUUUUCUUUUUUUUACACAUGGUACUGGGAGCCAUGUUCUCAGCCAUUCACUUUCACGCGAUGUGUCAUCUAGGGCAACGGUUCUUCACUGGAGAAUAAAUGAGCAAUCUGGUUGCUGGUUUUUCUUAGCAUCUCGUAAAAGCGGUGCCCCUGAAGGUGACUGACUGAAAAUGCCGCUUCCGUGUGCAAUGCAUUGCUCAUUCGUCUUACCUGCAUUUUCAGUAAUUUGCGGGGGCCAGAAUAAAGAGUGCUGUUGAGUUGGA